ACACUAUUUAUGCGAGCAUUUUUGCGUCACAAUUCGAUAUCAAUGGUCAGUCAGGUCUAUCAGGACAUGAUUGCACGCCAAGUUAAACCGACUGUUGUUACUUAUGCCGUUUUGAUGCUCGCUCAUUCAUUUGUUCCUGAUCCAUAUUCGUGUGUACAUAUCUUGAAUGAAAUGAAGCACGCUAAGCUCGAAGUUAAUGCCGUGCUUUAUACCAUUGUCAUGCGUGCCUGGGCAAAAUUGGGUAGGUGGGACCAAGUUCAAGAAACUUACGAGACCAUGAAAGGUGACAAUAUUCAACCCACGAAACUUACCCUUGAAGUCCUUCGAUGGGGAAGGAACAGAGGGCACACAUACCUUGUGCAAUAAAGGAACGUUCUUCCUCGUUGCCCAUACCUCAUCUGUACAUAAAAACCUGUUUUCUGAACACUAUAUAAAAAAGAAUUUGUAUAUCUCAAACCAUAAUUACAUUACAUUUAUGCUUAUAUCUAUCCUCACUCCAUUUACUCUACUCUGCUCUACUUUACUCCACUCUGAUAUAUUAUUUGUAAUAAGACAUUUUUUCUGUUUAUAUUUCGUGCCAUCCUUCCCUUUCAUUAUAAAGCAUUUAUCUGAAAUAAAACAUGGUGUCAUCUC
Molecule: messenger RNA, 633 nt
Organism: Phycomyces blakesleeanus NRRL 1555(-)
Lineage: Eukaryota; Fungi; Mucoromycota; Mucoromycetes; Mucorales; Phycomycetaceae
Exons: 1
Coding region: 10-366 (118 amino acids)
Molecular function (GO): protein binding
Source: RefSeq, a predicted model, not a curated record